Molecule: messenger RNA, 2081 nt
Organism: Dama dama (fallow deer)
Lineage: Eukaryota; Metazoa; Chordata; Mammalia; Artiodactyla; Cervidae
Gene: MAP2K3
Product: mitogen-activated protein kinase kinase 3
Exons: 12
Coding region: 110-1153 (347 amino acids)
Biological process (GO): protein phosphorylation; MAPK cascade
Molecular function (GO): ATP binding; MAP kinase kinase activity
Source: RefSeq, a predicted model, not a curated record
UGCCCGCCGCCCGGGCCGCCCGCCCGCCCGUAGCCAUGAGCGCGCUCCACCCGGGCCGAGCCCGCCGCCCCCUGGACUAGUUCUGCCGCCGCCCCGACCCGCCCGCACCAUGGAGUCUCCUGCCCCGAGCCCGCCCGCCGGCGUGCCCACGUCCAAAGGAAAGUCCAGGAGGAAAAAGGAUUUACGAAUCUCCUGCACGUCCAAGCCGCCAGCGCCCAGCCCCACGCUCCCCCGGAACCUGGACUCCCGGGCCUUCAUCACCAUUGGAGACAGGAACUUUGAGGUGGAGGCGGAUGACCUGGUGACCAUUUCAGAGCUGGGCCGAGGUGCCUAUGGGGUGGUCGAGAAGGUGCGGCAUGCCCAGAGCGGCACCAUCAUGGCCGUGAAGCGCAUCCGGGCCACUGUGAACUCUCAGGAGCAGAAGCGCCUGCUCAUGGACCUGGAUGUCAACAUGCGCACGGUGGACUGCUUCUACACCGUCACCUUCUACGGGGCCCUCUUUAGAGAGGGAGAUGUGUGGAUCUGCAUGGAGCUCAUGGACACGUCCCUGGACAAGUUCUAUCGGAAGGUGCUAGACAAGGGCAUGACGAUCCCAGAAGACAUUCUUGGGGAGAUCGCUGUGUCUAUCGUGAGGGCCCUGGAACACCUGCACAGCAAGCUGUCCGUGAUCCACAGAGAUGUGAAGCCGUCCAACGUCCUUAUCAACAAGGAGGGCCACGUGAAGAUGUGUGACUUUGGGAUCAGUGGUUACUUGGUGGAUUCCGUGGCCAAGACAAUGGACGCUGGCUGUAAACCCUACAUGGCCCCCGAGAGAAUCAACCCAGAACUGAACCAGAAAGGCUACAAUGUCAAGUCAGAUGUCUGGAGCCUCGGCAUCACCAUGAUUGAGAUGGCCAUUCUGCGAUUUCCGUACGAGUCCUGGGGCACCCCCUUCCAGCAGCUGAAGCAGGUGGUAGAGGAGCCGUCCCCCCAGCUCCCAGCUGACCGUUUCUCCCCUGAGUUUGUGGACUUCACCGCACAGUGCCUGAGAAAGAACCCCGCGGAACGCAUGAGCUACCUGGAGCUGAUGGAGCACCCUUUCUUCACCUCGCACAAAACCAAGAAGACUGAUAUCGCUGCCUUCGUGAAGGAGAUCCUGGGAGAGGACUCGUAGGGGCAGGGCUUGGACCUGCUCCAACCCUCUGUUGGGGCAGUGCUUGCCCACACCCAUAAGCUACUGCCGCCCUGGCCUUGGGCGCCCAAGAGGAAUCCAGGGGGCUGCUCCUGCCUGACAGGCAAGGUCCCAAGUGCCAAAGAACCAGACCACCGGGGACCCCCAGUGCCUCUGCCCCUGCUGCUCCAAGGACCCCAAGACUCUGGACUUGGAGGGGCCUGAUGCCCCUCACAGAGAAGGCAACCCUGCCUUGUGCAGGCCACUGCCUUGGCCCAGCCCUGGACGCCACCCAAGUUGUAUAUUUUUUUAUCUCUCGACUGAAUGGACUUUGCACACUUGGCCUAGGCUGGCCACACCUCUGUCCCGGCAUUGGUGGGGGGACCCAGCAUGGGGAUGAGCCACGUGAAUUCCCUGGAGCCCCCACAAGGCAGGUGCCAGAGCCGCCGAGGCCUUCACCCCAGCACUGGCAGACGGGGCUCUAAGGGCACUGGGGUUACCUCACCCUUGCCUGCCGCCUCUAGGGGUGUUGUUUCACCUUUAUUUUUUUAAUUUAUCUUCCUGAUUUUUUCUUCCGCUUUGUGGGUUUGGCUGGUUUUUCUUGCAUGGUUUGGAGCCGAUCAUUUUUUUUGUCACCUGCUAGGGGACCAGCAGGCUAAGACCUGCCCUCUCUGCUCAGGCUGGGGUCUUGGGAGAUGGGCCUAAGUCUCUGCUCAGAGAGGUGCUAGGUGAGCCACCAAGCUCAUUCUCCUUGGGGACCGGCUCGACAGGGGCUGUGGAUUUGCUUUUGGUGUUGUUUAAAAAAAUAUAUAUAUAUAAAAUAUUUUUUUUUUUUUGGAAGAAAGGACUGCCUGUCUAGGGUCCUGUCCCUGAUGGGUUGGGGCAGUUGGCUGAUUGCUGUUUUAAUAAAAAAAAAAAAAGUGGGGCAAAA